AAACAGUUGAUGAACCAAGCCAUGACUACAGAAGAUUUCAGCUUCCCUACCAUCACUGACUCCUAUCCAUAUAGCAUUGAUUCGCCACCCUUAUGGCAUCCUUCUCCUGCUGCAUCACCUGAUGUUUUCCAUUAUAAAUCCAUGAGAGAACGCGAAAGAGGAGAGAAAGAAGAUGAUGAUCGUGAUUGUUUUGGUACAGAGGAGAAGCAGAGGAAGAGCUGUUCAUAUAUAGAGAAAGGGUCAAAGAUGUCAAGGAGAGUAGGGAAUGCUGAAGAUGGGACUGAGAAAAUGGACCUGUUGUGGGAGAAUUUCAACGAGGAACUUUCCAGAAGCCGCAGUUCAAGGAUGGACUAUGGUGAUAUGAUGGGAUUGGGUUGUGUUCAGGCCUUGAAGCUGUCCAAAACCAGUGGUGGAAUGUUUUCUCCAAAGAAGCCAAGCGUGGUGGUAUUAUUCAAGUCCUUCAGAAAGCUCUUCUUGCUUCACAGAUCACACAACAGAGGUUAGCAGAAAUUACAUUAAAAAAUUGUUCAUUGUAUGGUGUAUAAUAUCACAAAUCCAAGAAGAAACCAUAAAAGAUUGGGAAGUAU
Messenger RNA from Rubroshorea leprosula, 587 nucleotides. The record is from the annotation of a GenBank genome assembly. NCBI's taxonomy places the organism in Eukaryota, Viridiplantae, Streptophyta, Magnoliopsida, Malvales, Dipterocarpaceae.